UACAAGGCUUCUAACCACAUCGUUCCAUGUACUGAUGAUGUCACGUGUACCAAUGGCUGCUGCAGGAACAAUCCGUGUCUCAAUGGAGGAACCUGCACUGAGGUCUGUGAGCCCACAAGUGUUCGGUACAACUGUUCCUGUCCUUUACCGUUUGUUGGUAAACACUGCGAGAUUCAGCUGAGAAGAAGCUGUCAGGAUUAUAAAGCAGCCAGGUUCACCGCCUCUGGAUUGUACACCGUCACUGAUGACAGAAACCAAACUUUCCAAGUAUUCUGCGAUUUUGAUUCAGAGCCUGGGUUCGCAUGGAACCUGAUCGAAUCGUUCUACCGGUCCAACAAACAUCUUUUUCAGGUAAUUUUCAUAAGAUUUUAAACCAUGAAGACCUAUAUCCUGUUCGUUCUCGUCUACAGAAACAACGAAGAUGUGAGAAUUAAGUACCCUCAAAAAGAAAUGCCUUCAUUUUGAAUUUUUUUCUUUGUAAGUUAAGUUCGUCUCUUUUCUUAGAAUCGUCACUAAUGAAUGCUUCGAAUAAUUCUGUCAACAAAAGAAGUCUUGUUUAUACUUAAUGACUAUCCAGACUCAAGCGUCAUCAGCAUUGAUGCUUCAUAUUGAUAAGAGUACUUAAUCAAAAGUUCAGCUUAACUGUCGAAAGUAGUAAUGAUCCUAAAUUCUCGGAUGUCAAAGUGAUCUUUAUCAACUGAAGUUGACAUUUUCUGUCUACAGAAGAAUAUCGUGUUUUACGAUGAUUACCAAGCCAUCAGUGGUGAUGCCCCAAAUUGGCAGGCGUACCUCGUGAAACGAUCCUACCUCCUUUGGCUCAGAGAUCACUCAACUCACUGGAGAGCUACUUGCCGAUACAACACAGAUGGUAUCGUAUAUACAGAUUACCUGAGAGCCUCGCUUAAAGAUUUUGAUAUCAUCAGAGACGUACCCACGGUGAAAGAUGUCUGUCGACCCUACGAAUAUGUGAACAUCAGAGGAAAUGAGUGUGUGAAUUGUACCGCACGGACAUGGUAUAAGAAAGGAGAUUAUCCUCUCCAUAUCGAUAGUUAUUACCAGGAUGAAUGUGAUUUCGAUGGAAGCAAAAUAGAUGCAGCUUUAAAUUUUGAGGACAACUUUGGUUGGUACGAUGAAAUAAAUCCUAAAUUUCGUUGUACUUCAAGCGAGAAUGACACCACCCAGAUUUGGAUUGGAGGCAAGUAA
Pocillopora meandrina is the source of this 1203-nucleotide messenger RNA. The record is from the annotation of a GenBank genome assembly. NCBI's taxonomy places the organism in Eukaryota, Metazoa, Cnidaria, Anthozoa, Scleractinia, Pocilloporidae.